GAUCGCAAAAAUGUGUCAAACAAAGAGUUUUUGACGGCAAACAAGUCGUUGAGUAUGUUUCCGGUGGCGAUGUCGCUAUUGGCCAGCUUUCAGAGCUCAGUCACUAUAUUGGGUUACCCUGCUGAAAUGUUCUAUAGGGGCACACAGUUCUGUAUUUGGAAGUUUGGCAGUCAAAAGGUUCGGUUAGCCGUUUCGUUCUCAUUCCUCUUGUGUACCAUUCCUUAUAUGGGAGUCGUCUUAUAUGGACCAUCACUUGCUCUCGGAUCAGAUUAUGAGAUGAGAUUAGUGAUGCAAUUACUUCACUCCAAUAAGUGUCUCAACAUCUGUACUAAUAAUCGGAAGCAUUUGCACACUCUAUACAUCAAUAGAAUUCGUGCAGUUGUUUGGACUGAUUUGGUUCAGGUGUUCCUCAUGUUUGCCGGACUCGUGGUGGUAAUGGUUCGGGCAUUUUAUUUAGUGGGAGGAGUGGACGAGGCGUUCAGAAUAGCUCACGAAAAGGGAAGAAUUCAGUUCUUUAACGUUCAAAUAGAUCCCUACUCCACAUCAACCCUAUGGAACUGUGUGUUUGGAAUGGGAAUCAUGUGGUCGGGAAAUUACGCGACGAGUCAGACAGAGGUUCAGAGAUAUUGCAAUGUGGUCUCAGAAGCAAAGGCUAAAUUGUCCUUGUACGUGAAUCUGAUUGGAAUGAUGCUAUUAAUCAGUUGUGCCUGCUUAUGUGGUGUAUCCAUAUUCGCUUACUAUAGUGGUUGCGAUCCCUUGGCUUUACGACUCAUUCAAAAGACGGAUCAGUUGAUGCCAUACUUUGUGAUGGAUCAGUUGAGUGUAAUGCCGGGAAUGCCGGGUCUAUUCGUCGCCUGUGUGUUCAGUGCAUCCCUCAGUACAUUGUCUUCGGGUUUCAAUGCCUUAUCUGCGGUCACUUUUGACGACUUCCUCAGUCGCUAUGUUUGGGUUCAGAAGCUGUCGGAAACUAAUGCCCGCAGAAUAAGCAGAACUCUAGCCUUUUGUUACGGUGUGAUUGCCAUCGGAAUGGCAUUUGUUGUCAGUCGACUUGACUCAGUCUUACAGGCCGCAAUAUCAAUAGCCGGAGCAUUAGUGGGCCCUAUGUUUGGACUCUUUCUACUCGGAGUUCUCUUUCCAUUUGCCAACACUUUUGGAGUUCUGUGCGGACUGUUUGCCGGAGAAUUUUUUGGGGUAUGGGUUUUGAUCGGUUCGCUCGUAAAUCCUAAACAACAGCCAUUUAUGGAGACUUCUAUAGAGGAUUGUCCAGCACAUAUGUUGGUCAACUUUACCCGAACCACCAGUUCUACCAUUGAAUCGGAAGGCAUACUGAGUCUGUAUCACAUCGCAUAUCUAUUAGUUCCUGUCUUUGGUUUCGCAAUUAGCCUAUCGAUCGGCGCUAUAAUGAGUCUACUCUCAGGUCAUUAG
Oppiella nova is the source of this 1425-nucleotide messenger RNA. Lineage: Eukaryota; Metazoa; Arthropoda; Arachnida; Sarcoptiformes; Oppiidae. The record is from the annotation of a GenBank genome assembly.